Messenger RNA from Colletotrichum lupini, 477 nucleotides. RefSeq lists its product as uncharacterized. The record is from RefSeq and is a predicted model, not a curated record. The coding region runs from base 1 to 477 and encodes 158 amino acids. Lineage: Eukaryota; Fungi; Ascomycota; Sordariomycetes; Glomerellales; Glomerellaceae. The transcript has 2 exons.
AUGAAGCCCAAAUUCAGCAGACACCCGGAGUAUCUGCUGCUUUACGGCACUGGCCUUCUCAACCCGUACAGCGCUACGUGCUAUCCCAGCGGCGUGCGUCUGCGCAGCGUUCUUCUGUCCAUCCUUCCUGAGAGUAUCGUGAGCGUCGCGAGCAACGACCUCAAGUAUUCCGACAUUCUCAACCUAAGCACUGAGCUGAGAAACGGAGGAUGUGCACACCUCAGACGUCUAUGGAUCCCAAACUGGCUCAACAUGAGGAUUUCAGCAGCAAGAGAGGGAUACGUGGACCGCUUCCAGCCUCUUGGUCUCGCCCUGGUGAUCAGAAACAUCGCAGAUAGACCCAUUGAGGGCCUGGCUGACGCCGCUCUGAAGGUCAAUAAUUGUGGCCCAGGUCAGCAGAUUGAUAACAUUAACACAAUUUACUGCGAGACAGGAAUUGGGCUGCCGCUACUGGACACCCUGUUCAAGCAUUGGUGA